Messenger RNA from Teleopsis dalmanni, 1682 nucleotides. RefSeq names its product probable cytochrome P450 6a18. The record is from RefSeq and is a predicted model, not a curated record. Gene Ontology annotation, molecular function: oxidoreductase activity, acting on paired donors, with incorporation or reduction of molecular oxygen; monooxygenase activity; heme binding. The transcript is spliced from 2 exons. Bases 63 to 1580 code for a protein of 505 amino acids. Lineage: Eukaryota; Metazoa; Arthropoda; Insecta; Diptera; Diopsidae.
UCAUGCGAACAAUUUAAAAUAUUGAUGUUAGCAGGAAAGAAUUCAAGAGUUGUGAAAUAAAAAUGGAACUGACAGCUGUACUUUUAUAUAUACUACUUGGGUUAGUUACGAUUGGUUUCUACUUUUACCGAAAGAAUUUAAAUUAUUGGAAAGAUCGUGGAAUACCAUGUGCUGAGGCUCAUCCCAUUUAUGGCAGCGUGCGUGGCAUUAUAAAAACUCGUAUCAUUCAAGAUAUAUUCGGCGAGCUUUAUACGAAGUAUAAAAAUGUUGGACCAUUCGUUGGCAUACAUUUUUUCCAACGACCUGCAGCAUUCGUGGUAGAUCCUAUGCUAGCAAAGCGCAUACUCAUAAAAGAUUUUUCUAAUUUCCCUGAACGCGGUACUUACCACAACGAAGAAGACGAUCCAUUGACUGGCCACUUAUUUGCUUUGGAUGGUGCAAAAUGGAAGCCAUUGAGACAAAAAUUAUCGCCUACCUUUACUUCAGGAAAAAUGAAAUUUAUGUUUCCUACUGUUGUGAAUGUGGGAGAACAAUUUAUUGACGUACUUGGUGAAAUGGUGAAAAGUGAACACAACUUUGAUGUCAGAGAGCUUUGUGCGCGAUUCACCACAGAUGUAAUAGGAACUUGUGCAUUUGGUAUAGAAUGCAACAGCCUUAAGGAUCCAAAUGCAGAGUUCCGUUGUUGGGGUCGUAAAGCAUUAACUCUUAACAGACAUGGAGCUUUUAUAAGUGGCUUAAUUGAAAGUUUUCCGAAAUUAGCACGAAAACUACGUAUGAAAAUAAUACACAACGAAAUUAAUGACUUCUUCAUGCGAAUUGUACACGAAACCGUUGAGCUGCGUGAAAGGAAAAACAUAAAACGUAAUGAUUUUAUGGAUUUAUUAGUAGAAUUGAAAAAAACGAAGACGAUUAAAUUGGAAAAUGGUGAGGUGCUUACAGGCCUAACAAUGAAUGAGGUAGCUGCUCAAGCAUUUGUUUUUUUUCUCGCCGGCUUUGAAACUUCUUCCUCUACUAUGAGCUUUGCUUUGUAUGAGUUGGCACAGCAUGAAGAAAUACAAAAUAAAAUGAGAGAGGAAGUCACAGAGGUCCUUGCAAAACAUAACAAUCAAUUAAGUUAUGAAUGUAUAAAAGAAUUAACUUAUGUAGAUCAAGUAAUAAGUGAAACUUUGCGUCAUUACACAAUUGUGCCUUUCUUGCAACGUCAGGCUGAAAAUGAAUAUAUCGUACCAGAUAAUCCAAAAUUUAUUAUUGAGAAAGGUGGUCUUGUAAUUAUACCAUCGUCAUCUUUUCAUCAUGAUCCCGAAUUAUAUCCAGAACCAAAUAAAUUUAACCCGGAUCGUUUCUCCCCAGAUAUGGUAAGCGAACGCGACAGUAUUAAUUGGUUGGCUUUUGGAGAAGGCCCACGUAACUGCAUUGGUUUGCGGUUCGGUAAAAUGCAAGCGCGCAUAGGUCUUGCUUUACUUAUUAAAAAUUUUAAGUUUUCUAUAUGCGAAGAUACAAAAAUUCCUAUAGUUUAUGAAGCAGAAUCAUUCCUUUUAUGUCCAAAAGGUGGUAUUAAUUUGCGCAUCGAAAAAAUUUAAUUGGAUAAAUUAUUAAUUAAUUGGAAUAAAUUAUUUGUGUUUUGUAAAAUAUUAAGAGAAUUGUCUCUUAUAAAGGGGUUGAUGCAAUAGGUUUUUAAGAGA